ACUGUCACAGAGGGGGACUGACAUUACGUCACACGCAGCGGCACGGUUUCUGGGAUCGGACCGUGUGUUUAGCGAGGAGCGCAAAGUGCACUAGUGCUGAAUGUGUGUGGCGUAAGACGAUGAAAAUUCAGCGAAAAGCACUGAAAGUACACGUGUGAUAAGGGCAGCACCAGCAAUCAACCGACCGUCGCUUCCACCUCGAUAGAAACGGCAAUCAGCACCGUGCGUCAGAAUGCAUCAGCUGUACGCUGCAACCGGCAGGAUGGUGCCGAUGCUGCUGUCGCGCAGUGCGGCCCGACCCGUACCGAGUUCGCUGCGUGCCUACUCGGCCCGGCGGCCCGGCUUCUUCAGCCAGGUGGUCGACAACAUCAAGCAGGAGAUGGAGAAGAACAAGGAGAUGAAGGAGAAUCUGAAAAAGUUCCGCGAGGAAGCGCAAAAGCUCGAGCAGUCGGACGCGCUGAAGGCGGCCCGGCAAAAGUUUAACACGGUCGAGUCGGAAGCGUCCAAGAGCAGCGAGGUGCUGAAGGAGAACCUGGACAAGGUGCGCGGUCGGCUGACGGAAGCGCUGGACGAGGCGGCCCGCACCGAUCUGGCCCGCAAGGCGGGCAAGCUGGGCGAGGAGCUGGGCAAAACGGCGCGCGGCAUGGGCGAAACGCUCGCCGAGAAGGGGCAGGUGAUUGGGCAGUCCGGCGCGUUCCGGGGCAUCAGCGAGACGGCGAAGGUGGUGCGGCAGGAGAUGGACAACCAGAGCAUCGAGGCGCGGGUGUACCGCAGCCCGGAGAAGCUGCGCAAGCGGGUGGAGGUGUCGCUCGCCUCCGAUCCGUCGCGGGCGGUCGAGCCGAACGCGGAAGCGACCGGGGUCGAGCUGCACAAGGACAGCAAGUUCUACCAGUCGUGGGAGGACUUCAAGAACAACAACCAGUACGUGAACAAGGUGCUCACGUGGAAGAUGAAGUACGACGAGUCGGAAAACCCGAUGAUCCGGGCGUCCCGGCUGCUGACCGACAAGGUGAGCGACAUCAUGGGCAACCUGUUCUCGAAGACGGAGCUGUCCGAGACGCUCACCGAGAUCUGCAAGAUCGAUCCGAGCUUCGACCAGAAGCAGUUCCUGCGCGACUGCGAGAACGACAUCAUCCCGAACGUGCUGGAGGCGAUCGUGCGCGGCGAGCUGGAGGUGCUGCGCGACUGGUGCUUCGAGAGCACGUACAACAUCAUCGCGACGCCGAUCGCGCAGGCGCAGAAGGCCGGCUGCCGGCUCGACUCGAAGAUACUGGACAUAGAGAACGUCGAUCUGGCGAUGGGCAAGGUGAUGGAGCAGGGCCCGGUACUGAUCGUCACGUUCCAGACGCAGCAGAUCAUGUGCGUGCGGGACGGCAAGGGCGCGGUGAUCGAGGGCGACCCGGAGAAGGUGAUGCGGUGCCACCACGUGUGGGUGCUGUGCCGCGACCCGAACGAGCUCGACCCGAAGGCGGCCUGGCGGUUGAUGGAGAUGUCCGCCAACAGCACGGAACAGUUUGUGUAGGAGAGCCAGAGAGCGAGAACGAGAGCCCUGUAAAGUCAUCCCCCGUUUCCCCCCCCCCCCCCUCCUCCCCGCAAUGACUCGAGUCGCUAGUGUGAAUGUGUGCGUGUGCAAAGGGGUGCCAACAUAAAACAUACCUUCAAACGGACAUUCUGCGACAAACGUUCCUUUCUCAGCUGUGAUCGCACGUUGUGUUCGCACUCCCUUUGCUCAGUGUGUGUGCGUGCGUGUGUGUGCGUGAGAGAGAGAGAGAAAGUGUUGGAAUGCUUGCGUGCACUGGUGGCCAACCUAGAAGCUAUAGCGAUUUUGUAUAGGUUUUUCGUGUGCAGGCGCCAAGCGAAGGCGCUACCGCCAACGUUCCCCCGGCCAAUUGUCGGUAGUUGAAGCUGAACGGACCGACCCCGGGCUGAAGGAUCGCGGAGAGUUGAUCUUCCGCACCCGCAUGUUUGAAGAGGAAAAUGGUUCAAAUGGAAUAUCUUACGUUAUAGUGUUUAAAAAGGCUCAUUCGAUGCUGAACCACGAGCGCGGCAUGGCGGAUGGCAGUAGGCAAUAAAGCGAUGUAAAGGCCGGCGGUACGAACGAAA
This is a messenger RNA of Anopheles coluzzii, 2103 nucleotides long. RefSeq names its product mitochondrial import inner membrane translocase subunit TIM44. Gene Ontology annotation, biological process: protein import into mitochondrial matrix. Gene Ontology annotation, cellular component: mitochondrial inner membrane. The record is from RefSeq and is a predicted model, not a curated record. The transcript is spliced from 3 exons. The coding region runs from base 233 to 1522 and encodes 429 amino acids. NCBI's taxonomy places the organism in Eukaryota, Metazoa, Arthropoda, Insecta, Diptera, Culicidae. Gene Ontology annotation, molecular function: protein-folding chaperone binding.